UGCCGCGGCCGUGCGGGCUCCUUCGCUCUGCACGGUGCCCUCAGCAAGGGAGCGGGACGGCGGCGCUGCCCCUCUUCGCGGCCGCCAUGGCGUGAGGGGCCGGGGGAAGAGGAGGAGGAGGAGGACGGGGAGAGCACCGUUACCGCAGGAGCCGCCGACCCUUUUGCUACUGAGUUAAGCCUCCCAAACAUGCGUGUGUGAAAGGAUAUUUCAAAGAUGGUUUGGCUGCCAUUGAGACUUGGAGAUCUGAUGCCACAAUGAGGACUCACACACGGGGAGCCCCAAGUGUGUUUUUCAUACAUGCAGUUUGCUUCGCCUUUGCCUACAGCGCCAGGGAGGAUCCAGACGCAAUGGUUCCUUUUGUCAAUGCCAACUAUGACAGCUACCCCAUGCUCUACUUCUCCAAAGGGGACAUGGAGACUCUGCGUCUCCAGGCCACCACCACACACAGGCACAUUGCGGCUCGUCUGAUUGAAGCAGUACAAACGAUGCUGUCAAAUCCCCUGGAGUACCUUCCUCCCUGGGACCCAAAGGAGUUCAGUGCUCGAUGGAAUGAGAUUUAUGGCAACAACCUUGGGGCCCUGGCAAUGUUCUGCAUACUCUACCCUGAAAACAUCGAGGCCAUCAACAUGGCCAAGGAUUACAUGGAGAGGAUGGCGGCUCAGCCUAGUUGGCUAGUGAAGGAUGCCCCUUGGGAUGAAGUGCCUCUUGCUCACUCCUUAGUUGGUUUUGCCACUGCAUAUGACUUCUUAUACAGCUAUCUCAGCAAGACUCAACAGGAGAGAUUUCUUGAGGUAAUUGCCAAUGCCUCGGGAUAUAUGUACGAAACAUCAUACAGACGUGGAUGGGGCUUCCAGUACCUCCACAACCACCAGCCUACCAACUGUGUGGCCCUGCUGGCAGGAAGCCUUGUUCUGAUGAAUCAAGGCUACCUUCAGGAAGCUUACUUGUGGACCAAACAAGUGUUGGCCAUCAUGGAGAAGUCAGUAGUUCUGCUGCAGGAGGUCACAGAUGGCUCCCUUUAUGAAGGGGUAGCUUAUGGCAGCUACACAACUAGAUCGCUGUUUCAGUACAUGUUUCUUGUCCAAAGGCACUUUGAUAUCAAUCACUUCAGCCACCCCUGGCUCAAGCAGCACUUUGCAUUUAUGUACAGGACUGUCCUGCCAGGGUUUCAGAGAACUGUGGCCAUCGCAGAUUCCAACUAUAACUGGUUCUAUGGGCCAGAGAGCCAGCUGGUGUUCCUUGACAAAUUUGUCAUGCGUAAUGGCAGUGGGAACUGGUUGGCAGAGCAGAUCAGAAGGAACCGAGUGGUGGAGGGCCCAGGGACAGCAUCCAAAGGGCAGAGGUGGUGCACUCUCCACACUGAAUUUCUCUGGUAUGAUGCAAGUUUGCGCUCUAUACCUCCACUAGACUACGGGGUUCCUAAGCUGCAUUAUUUUGAGGACUGGGGAGUCGUAACCUAUGGAAGUGCUUUGCCAGCUGAAAUCAACAGGCCUUUCCUUUCCUUCAAGUCAGGAAAGCUGGGAGGACGUGCAAUAUAUGAUAUUGUUCAUAAGAACAAGUACAAAGAGUGGAUCAGGGGGUGGAGGAAUUUUAAUGCCGGCCAUGAACAUCCGGACCAGAACUCCUUUACAUUUGCUCCCAAUGGUGUACCUUUCAUAACAGAAGCCCUGUAUGGGCCAAAAUAUACUUUUUUUAACAAUGUGUUGAUGUUUUCUCCUGCCGUGUCCAAGAGCUGCUUCUCCCCAUGGGAAGGGCAGAUUACAGAAGACUGUUCCUCAAAGUGGCUUAAAUAUAAACAUGACUUGGCUGGUGACUGUCAGGGACGAGUGAUUGCUGCCAUGGAAAGAAGCGGAGUGGUGUUUAUCAGGGGAGAAGGAGUGGGUGCAUACAAUCCUAAACUGAAGCUGAGAAAAUUGCAAAGAAACCUCAUACUUCUCCAUCCCCAGCUUCUUUUGCUAGUGGAUCAAAUCCAUCUAGAAGAUGACAGUCCCCUGGAGGCAGCAACCAGUUUCUUCCACAAUGUGGAUGUGCCUUUUGAAGAAACAGUUGUUGACGAUGUCCAUGGGGCUUUUAUUAGGCAACGUGAUGGCAUAUAUAAGAUGUACUGGAUGGAUGACACUGGCCACAGCGAGAAAGCUACCAUUGCCUCAAGGAUGUAUCCUCGGGGCUACCCUUACAAUGGGACAAACUAUGUGAAUGUAACAACCCUCUUGCGGCAUCCCAUCACGAGGGCCAUUUACCUUUUCAUUGGGCCCUCUGUUGAUGUGCAGAGUUUCACCGUCCGUGGAGAUUCCCCACAGCUGGAUGUUUUCGUUACCACCAGUGAGCAUGCCUACACAGUGUACCUGUGGCCUGUUGAGGAUGGGUCCCGCUCUGCCUUUGCACAGGUUAUUGCAGACAGACAGAAAAUUUUAUUUGACCGAGCCUCUGCCAUUAGGAGCUCUGCAGUGCCAGAAGUGAAGGACUACAUAGGGAUUGUGGAGAGGAACCUGCAACAUUUUAAACCUGUUUUCCAGCAGCUUGAGAAGCAGAUUUUGUCUCGUGUACGUAACACAGCUAGCUUUAGGAAGACUGCUGAGCGCCUGCUGAGGUUUUCAGAUAAGAGACAGACAGAGGAGGCCAUUGACAGGAUAUUUGCAAUCUCACAGAGGCAGCAGCAGCAACAUGGCAGAGCAAAAAAAAACAGAAAGAUAGCCAAAGGCUACAAAUUUGUUGAUGCCGUUCCUGACAUUUUUGCACAAAUUGAGGUAAAUGAAAGAAAAGUGCGACAAAAGGCACAGACUCAAGCACAAAAAGAGUUGCCUAUAGAUGAAGAUGAGGAAAUGAAAGAUCUUCUGGAUUUUGCAGAUAUUACUUAUGUGAAGCACAAAACUGGGAUGUCAAUCAAAGGCCGAUCAGGGCUAGGACAGAUGGUGACAACUGCUCGAAUUAGUGCCCCAUCAAUAUCAGCUUCCUAUACCCGUCUCUUUCUAAUCCUCAACAUUGCAAUUUUUUUUGUCAUGUUAGCAAUGCAGCUCACAUAUUUUCAGAAGGCCAAGAGACUGCAUGGCCAAAGAUGUCUGUAUGCAAUACUUUUAGUAGACAGCUGUAUAUUAUUGUGGCUAUAUUCUUCCUGUUCUCAGUCACAAUGUUAGCAGAAGACCUAUACUAGUCGACCAGUUUAUGGUCAUAUAUGUCUAUGGAAAAGCAUUAACCCUAAUAGGGCCAAAGUUUAUCUUAUUUCUGAAACAUUCCAAAAACAGCUGGGGGAAGGUUGGUUUCAGACCAGAAGGGAUGGAAGAAUAGGACAAGCAAUGAAUAUCUCAGAAAACUAAGUACUUAAUAAGUACUCUUUUGUGUUUUUAGUCGGGAUUUGCUUCUGAGGGGAUGUUAUACUUUUUUCAUCAGAGUUCAGUAAUGUAAAGAUGUAAUUAAUUUUUUUAUGAGAAGAGCCCUCUUGCUAGAUUUGUUUCUAAAGGCUUUUUUAUACACAGUUCUGGGUUUGCAUUUAGUGAGUUUUCAUUUCAGGCUGCUAUGGAUGUCUCUGGACAUUCUCUUAAGAAAAAGAAAUUCAAACACAAGUGUAUGAGGCAGAUCUUAGCAGUAGACUUAAUUUCUCACUGCCAAACCAAAGAAUGUGUCAAUAUGGGACACUCCUGUAUAAUUAUUGCAGACUCUUACAUCAUGUCAUCUCUUCCAUGCUUUACUAUCUGGGACGGUGGGAAAAGGCAGUCAUGUCAGUACCUGUCAGGUGAAAGGCACAAGAGUAGUAGGCAGUAGCAGAAGGCAAAUAUAUGGCUAACUCGAAGUAUAAAGGAACAAAAUUCUCAGGAAAAAAAAAAAAACUUUUAUCUUUUGGUCAACUGUAGACUGUAGAAGGAUAAAUGCUGUAGGGUCUGUUCUCAAUUUUACAAAGCAGCAUUUCACAAAAGGUUUCUGUAGUUUGAAGAACAUCUUAGUAGGGAAAAAAAUGUCCUAGAUCACUUCCCUUCAAUAUGCAAUUGUAAACAUACAAACAAAAACCAAAGCAAUCCUGUGGUAACCUCAGCAAUUGCAGUAUGGAAAAAGAGGUAUUAAGAAAGUAUUUAAUGUCUUUUUGCUGUUCACAUGACUAAAGCCAGAGGACAGUUAAAAUUGUGUGAACAGCAUGCUCUCUAUAAAGCACCAGCAAGGGUUCUGCAAGCUCUUAGUGACCCCGGGUAAAUUAUUUGGGUAUCAGUGGUAAAUAGAAUCAUGUGGUUUAUAACAAAAGUUUGACAUCUCCACGUACAUCACCUUCUGUUCAUUAAACUGAUUUAAAAAAAAUCCAAAACGUAAGUAUUUGAGAGAAUGGAAGCUGUAUGGAAUUGGGGUAUAUCUGUAUGUCUUUACAGAAAAACAAUUCUUCCAGUACAUUUGCUAAAUAAAAACAUUAUAAUUGUC
Melopsittacus undulatus (budgerigar) is the source of this 4404-nucleotide messenger RNA. RefSeq names its product dermatan sulfate epimerase (gene DSE). Lineage: Eukaryota; Metazoa; Chordata; Aves; Psittaciformes; Psittaculidae. The coding region runs from base 258 to 3137 and encodes 959 amino acids. Gene Ontology annotation, molecular function: chondroitin-glucuronate 5-epimerase activity. The record is from RefSeq and is a predicted model, not a curated record. The transcript is spliced from 7 exons.